Molecule: messenger RNA, 1203 nt
Organism: Cokeromyces recurvatus
Lineage: Eukaryota; Fungi; Mucoromycota; Mucoromycetes; Mucorales; Mucoraceae
Exons: 2
Coding region: 41-781 (246 amino acids)
Biological process (GO): transcription by RNA polymerase II
Cellular component (GO): nucleus
Molecular function (GO): transcription coactivator activity
Source: RefSeq, a predicted model, not a curated record
AUAUCUAUCAGAUAAUUUUAAUUUUUUUUUUUUUUUAAUAAUGGCUAGAAAAGGUGUUAAUACUAAAGUUGAAGCUGCUAAUAAUCGUAAAGCACAAGCUAAGGCUGAAAAGGAUAAGGCAAAGAGAGCUGAACUAGAAGCUUUAGAGGAUGCUAAAUGGUCUAAGGGUGCAAAGAAGAACGAUAAGAAGGAAGCCGAAGCUGCAAAAAAGGCCGCUGCUUUACAAAGAAAGUUAGAGGCCCAAAAGCAAUUGGCUGAAGAAGAGAAGGCUUUGAAUAAGCCCAAGGCGCCUAAGCCAAACUACAUGAAAAAGACAUCUAUCUAUACUACGGAGAGAACGACUGCCAAGAAAUCCAAUAUUCCUACUAGCUUGACUAAUGAAGAAGAGCAACAAUCUCAGGCUACUAAGCCCAUCCUUACUGAAAAGGAUAUUGAGAAGCAUCCUGAACGUCGUUUCAAGAAUGCUUUAAAGGCAUUUGAAGAAAGAGAACUCAAGAACUUUAGAGCCCAAUAUCCUGGUCUUCGUUUAAGUCAACUUAAAGAAAUUAUGUACAAGGAGUUCCAAAAGUCUCCUGAAAAUCCUUUCAAUCAAUCUAAUGUAUAUUCUUAUAAUACUUCUCUUGAGGAAAUUAACCGUAAGCUUCGUGGUGAACCUGAACCUGCUGAGGAAGAGGAGGAAAAUGAUGAAGAAGAAAAUGAAGAAUCAUCUGAUAAGAAAACUGAGGAGGAAACCUCUGCUGCUCAAGUGACGGCCAAUAAAAAGGCUGGCACUUCUUAUUGAAAUCAAAAUUCUUUAUAAUCAAAACACUCUCCUCUUCUUCUUCUUCUUUCCAUAUUUUUGGAGUGAAGAGGAAGGUAAGGCUGAGAAGACAAGCAAUGCCUCUGGUGUCUCUUUCCAGUGCAACCUCGAUGAAGCCCCUUUUCCAGUACAUGGAAUCGAUCCUUUCCCCCUCGAGGGCAGUACUAUACAAAUGCAUUUUAUCAACAAGAUUCAUUUCGUACAAAGGAGAUUCCUGCUUCUAGCCUCGGGGGGUACCAUGUAUGGUUGGUUGAUCUAGUUAUUAAUGUAUUAAUUUAUUAUUUACCAUAUUUAAAAUAAAGUUUGAUCUUUUUUUUUUAAUUAUUAUCAAAAGAUCUGAUAAUUUUUUUUUUACUCUAAGUUACGGCUGAAUUAUUAAGUUCUUAUCAGAUUAUAAAAAUUAC